This is a messenger RNA of Trifolium pratense (red clover), 1495 nucleotides long. RefSeq names its product protein DMR6-LIKE OXYGENASE 1-like. Bases 83 to 1132 code for a protein of 349 amino acids. Lineage: Eukaryota; Viridiplantae; Streptophyta; Magnoliopsida; Fabales; Fabaceae. The record is from RefSeq and is a predicted model, not a curated record. Gene Ontology annotation, molecular function: dioxygenase activity. The transcript is spliced from 3 exons.
UUACUUAAUCAAAUAAGAUAUAAAUAAAUAUUAUUCCCAUUGUUUCUUGAAUGAACUUCAAUAUCAAAAUUUCUAACACAAGAUGAAUUCUUUCCAAUUAGCCAAUGAAUCUUCUCCCUUAUCCUUAACUCCAAAUUUCAUCCUCCCAGAACACAAAAGACCAAACCUUUCACAAGUCACUUCUUUAGACUCAAUACCAAUAAUUGAUUUGAGUUACUAUGAUCACAAUAACAACAACCCUUCAUCCUUGGAAGUUGUUCACAAGAUUUCAAAGGCUUGUGAAGAAUUUGGUUUCUUUCAAAUUGUGAACCAUGGUGUUCCUGAACAAGUUUGCAACAAAAUGAUGAAAGCAAUUACUAGUCUUUUUGAGCUUCCACCAGAUGAAAGAGAACAUCUUUCAUCAACAGAUUAUACUAAGAAUGUAAGAUUGAUCAGUUAUUAUCUUAAAGUGGAAGGUGGAGAAAAGGUGAAAAUGUGGAGUGAAUGUUUUAGUCAUUCAUGGUAUCCUAUUGAUGAUAUCAUUCAUCUUUUGCCAGAAAAAAUUGGAACUCAAUACAGAGAAGCUUUCACUGAAUAUGCAAAGGAGAUUGGUUCAUUGGUGAAAAGGCUAUUGAGUUUGAUAUCAAUUGGGCUUGGCUUAGAGGAGGAUUUUUUGUUUAAGAAGGUGGGUGAGCAGCCUAGACAAAGAGCACAAGCAAAUUUCUAUCCACCAUGUCCAGAUCCAGAGUUGACUAUGGGUCUCCAAGAACAUACUGAUCUCAAUGCUCUCACAGUUCUUCUGCAAUCACAAGUUUCUGGUCUUCAAGUUAACAAAGAUGGAAAAUGGAUUUCUGUACCUUGUAUUCCUAAUGCUUUUGUCAUCAAUCUAGCUGAUCAAAUUGAGGUUCUAAGCAAUGGAAGAUAUAAAAGUGUGCUUCACAGGGCUGUUACCAACAAUGUCCAUGCACGAGUUUCAAUGGCGAUGUUUUAUGGACCAAACCCAAACACAACAAUUGGGCCAAUUCAAGAAUUGAUAGAUGAAGAACACCCUCUCAAAUAUAGAAAUUAUCACUUCUCUGAGUUCCUUGAAGAAUUCUUCAAGCAAGAAGGAAAAAGGAGAUUGGUGAAAGAAGCUUUUGAGUUGCCACGUUAGGAAAUAAAUAAUAUAGUUUAAAAUUUGUAUGCACCGAUGAUUUAAAUAUGUUUUACAUAUAUAUCCAAUCAAAUCUAACCGUUUAAAUGUUAUAAUAUUAUUUUCUAAAAUUAUUUGGAUAAUGGAUAUACAUGUAAACAUAUUUUAAACAAUACUGAAUUUUCAAUAAUAUUGUAUCUAAUAUUUUUAUAAUGUGAUGUUAUGGUGAGUCAAUGAAAUAAUGAGGUGUUAUGUAAAACUGUGGAGAGGGGGGAAAAGAGGGCAUGAAAUAUUUGGAAACGGGAGAAAGCGUGGGAGUGUGAACAUAAACUGUGGAGGUAUAUGUACUACAAUUCUCAUUGAAUGGGUAUUUUAAGUUAUAAA